UCUCGUAGACUCACAAUCUCACGUCAAGGAAGUUGGUUUAGUAAUUUUACGUCAUUUGAUCCAUCAUGCAUUACCAAGUGGGUUUGAUUGUGCUCCAACUUCUUCUCUCAGUAAAUGGGUGGUCUUUCGACCGAUACGAUAACCGGGUUUUAAGAAGGCCUGAUACAAUUUACCGACAUAAAAGAACUCAAAUGCAGGUUAAAACAAGUCAAUGUUUAUUUAAAAUUUGUGAAAAUGUGCCUUCAUACCCUGAAAAUAAAAUACGAGCAAUGAUUGAAGAAAAUAAAGCUCUACAUUCCUACUUUGGGGACAGUGUUAUAGAACCAUCAAGCUUAGACUCAGGCAUUUCGAUUGUAUCAAGGAAUAAUGAGGUAAUGGAACCCUUUUGUAGAACUAGGGAUGUAUCAUCUCUUCCGCGAUUAAUGAUGGAUGUUGAUCAUGUUGAAAGAUCGAUUGCUAACACCGAUAAGUACAAACAAGUUAUAAAAUAUCAAAUCUGCGACUUUGAAGAGAACGAAGGCUGUUUUCCGGGGUCUAUACUCAAUUUAAAGACUAGAUGUGUGCAAAAAUAUAAUGUCAUUAAGCUGAUGACAGCAAAUUUGGAAACUAAUUCCCUAGAGUAUCGAAAGUUUGAAAUACCAAGCACUUGUGUGUGUACAUACACCAGAGAAGAAUAAUUUUUUCACAAUUAUGUAGUUUUGURAUACACGAAUUUUACGAUUAUAAUAAACAUCUUAUCAAA
This is a messenger RNA of Tribolium madens (black flour beetle), 742 nucleotides long. RefSeq lists its product as uncharacterized. The transcript is spliced from 4 exons. Gene Ontology annotation, cellular component: extracellular region. NCBI's taxonomy places the organism in Eukaryota, Metazoa, Arthropoda, Insecta, Coleoptera, Tenebrionidae. The coding region runs from base 66 to 677 and encodes 203 amino acids. Gene Ontology annotation, molecular function: Toll binding; growth factor activity. The record is from RefSeq and is a predicted model, not a curated record. Gene Ontology annotation, biological process: innate immune response; central nervous system formation; regulation of Toll signaling pathway.